AUGUUGGGUUUUUCAGUUGUUGCUAUCACGCUAUUGGCGCAGUGCAGCGCGAUGGGGCAUAAAUAUUUGUGCCCAGCGGAUGAAGCUUUACGCCUUUUUGAGCUGCGCACAAGCUUGGAGGGCGCCAAGGGCCGCACGUUGCAUCUGGCCAUGUCCUCAGACAGUACGGAGAGUGUGAAAGCUGUUCACAAAUUGCUCAUCCUAAUACAAUCAGAGCUGGACGGUGCGCGUAGAACCGCCAGUCAUGAUCCCUCCUCAAGAUCUUCGGGUGAUGGUCGGCAUGUUGACAUUGUCGCACACUUGGGCCAGAUUCUGCAGAUUGCUGCACAGCUAUUACAAAACGCCAAGGGAUGCAAUAACAACAAAGAAAUGCCCGGCAUCAACCGCAAGGACAACAGCAGUGGCGACAAUAGCACGGGCAACAGCAACAACAAGAACAACAACAGCAAGAGCUGGAACACCUCAGUGCCGAAUUCGGCGCAGCCGUCCUCCUGCCCUGCCCCCGCUCCCGAGCUGCUCCAGGGCGACACCCUGUCCUUCCUGUCCUCCGUCCUGCGCACCUACCCCCGCGGGCCGACCAGCCGGCAAGCCCUGGCCAACUGGACCGCAGCCGCCACCGCCUUCCUGCAGGACCACCAACGAAGACAGCGCCAGCAGAGACCAGCAGCGGUGGACCACCAUGCGGCGAUGGUGGCGGAGGACAGGGUUGAGGAUGCGGAGGAGGAGCCGGACGUAGAGGUAGAAGAGGUGCGCGAUGGCGACGGCUUAGAAGAAUGGUCAGGUAAAGCCUUCGGGCGGGAAAAGAGACGGCUGGCUCGGAGAUCCGACGUUAUUAGAAGGGGGGAAAAUCAGUCCGAGUUGCCGAUUCGAAGAAGGCUUGCGAGUGGGACACACCUGAAAGCCUUGGAAGUUGGAAAUCGCACCGGCGGCGAUAAUGGCGGCGAUGGAGGCAGCCGCGGCGGGCCAGGGUGCGAGGGUGGCAGCCGCCGCGUCAGCAGCGUGGCUCUCGGCGAAGAUAAGUACACGUACGGCACCGAUGACGACGACGGCGACCGCACCGAUGGCGGCGACGGCGACGGCGAAGUUAAAGGAGGUGCCAAUGAUGGCACGCAGUACUGUGGCGGUUUGCCGUUUGUACGGCGGGUAUUGAUGUCGCAACUGCUUUUGGGAUGGCUGAGUGAUCUGCACCAGGAGAUGCUUGGAACGGAGCAGGUGGCGGUGGAGAUGUCCCGAAUAGUCGCGCUGGCGUACGACAUCCACGUGGAGUCCGUGUCGCAACGUGCCAUCAUGGAGUUCUUCCACAUCUCCAAGGCGGGCGGCACCAGCUGGUACACGGCCGCAACUGGGGGUCCCCGUGCUGCGCAACGGCACAAGACAGCAGCUCGGGCCAACGGCUACCGGUACAUAGCCAACGAAUACACGUUGCUGGGCGGUACGGAUGACAUGUACGGCACCCACAUCUGCCCCGAGUUUGUCAACGUGAUCAACAUCCGAGAGCCUCUGGAGAGAUUGGCAAGUAAUAUCAAGUACAUGCUCGUACGGCUGCGGUCCGAGCUCUUUCAGAAGGGAAAGUCAUUGGAGAUAUUUAGCAAGAUAUUUUGCAACGCGUCUGCUUCCGUAUGGGAGCUGUACUCGACCCCCGUAGCGGAUAACUACAACAUACGGACGCUGGUCCACGUGUGGUCAUCAGAGCUGUUGGUCCGACAGUCGGGCUUGGAUCUAAACGAGUGCCAAGUGGGCAAUUUGACGGAGCUGUUUGCACGGCAGGUGUACGACAAGAGGUGGUACAGUUUCGGUCGCACUCUGAGUCACUUGGAUCAGCUGUUCCUCUCCACCGCCGCACAUAUGGGACUGAAGCCCUGGCCACAAGACUGGGAGGAGAAGGCACCUCCAGCAAGGACAAGUACGGGCAAGCCGCAGAAAAAUGAAGUCCGAAAGCCCGACCGGCAGUUGAUGAAUGAAAAGGCAAAUACGAAGGCGAAGUUGCAGACGAAGGGAGAAGACGAAGGCGAAGGCCGAGGGCAACCAUCUCAACGCAAAGGCAUCAGCAUCAAAAGCAGCAUCAAAAGCAGCACGCGGAACACACAGCACAUCGAGAGGGGCACCGGUAGCAAUGCGCUCCACCGCCACUCUCUGUGGACUGCUAGGUGCAGCGGGUGGGCCGGCGCCUUCGUGAGGCGUACAUACCAGCUUGCUCUGUACAUAUCACAGCUUGGAUGGUGAUCACAGCCAGCAAGCACACACACAUACACACACACACCGUAACUAAUAAUAAACCGACACCAAUUUUGAAUAUCACCAUGGACCCACGCACACUCGCUUGAUGGACCAUAUGCAUAGAAAAAAUACGCUCUGGUGUAUAUUGCAAAGUAUGGACACGUGUGUGCGUGUGCGUGCAAAGCAUGUUUUCCGU
Messenger RNA from Volvox carteri f. nagariensis, 2413 nucleotides. RefSeq lists its product as uncharacterized. The transcript has 8 exons. The coding region runs from base 1 to 2223 and encodes 740 amino acids. The record is from RefSeq and is a predicted model, not a curated record. NCBI's taxonomy places the organism in Eukaryota, Viridiplantae, Chlorophyta, Chlorophyceae, Chlamydomonadales, Volvocaceae.